Nicrophorus vespilloides is the source of this 2169-nucleotide messenger RNA. RefSeq lists its product as uncharacterized. The coding region runs from base 1 to 2169 and encodes 722 amino acids. The record is from RefSeq and is a predicted model, not a curated record. The transcript has 9 exons. NCBI's taxonomy places the organism in Eukaryota, Metazoa, Arthropoda, Insecta, Coleoptera, Silphidae.
AUGACAAUAGUGAAAUGGUUGGCUGUCGAAAAUGAUGAGCAGUGUGGCAUAUUCGAAAGAUGCAAGGAGCUGAAACAAAGUUCUUCGGAUAUCUGCUUGAGAAUAGGACAACUAGUGGGUGAAUUAUCCAAAUCGAAUUUGAUGAAGGUUCGACAAAGCACAGCCGAUAGCGAAGACUUAAUCAAUAAGUUGAACGAAAUCUUAAGUAAUUUAGAUGAGAAGCCGAAGGCUUAUGAAAAAUGUUUGGAGGAUUUGAACUUGAAUUUCCCACUGAAAUUGAAAGCGGAUAUGUGGAAGCAGCUGCUCGGAAAUUUGGUGCUGAAAAUUUGCUAUUUACUUCAGCAAAUGUUAAGCGACGUCUUGCAUCUUUAUAUUUACUACGGCGAUAAAAUAUUGAUAAUUACCUUCAAAAUUUCCAAUAUUAUGAAUCAUUUAUUGAAUUUGGAUGCGCAGUUUAAGCUUUCAAAUACGAUGGCAAUAUCGAGUAAUACGUGUCCGUAUUUGCUGUAUCCAAUGAGGAAGAUCUCGAUUACAAAACUUCUGCAAAUUUUGGCACAGAACAGAGCUGAACUUAGUGCACAUAAACUAAUUGACUGUCUACUAGAAACGUAUAAACUGUACGAGAGUCACGACGAGGAAAGCCAUUCGGAUAAUUCGAGCGUCGAAAUUUUCAAAGCACUUACUAAUCACAUGUCUCCGAAAACGGAGGCAACCUUCGAAAAACCGAAAGCUCCUGUAAAAGAGGGCAGCUUUUUAAAUUUGGACAAAUUAAUCGAGUACGAGGAACAAAACGUUCUCGAAUUGUUGGACGUCGCUGUGACUAUCUCACCGAACAUGCUUGGAAACGAUAGCAUAAAAAAAUCUAAACUAAGUUCUAAGGCUCAAGAGAAAGUACUUAAUUAUUACCAAGAGAUUUUGUGGGGAGAAGUCGGGAAUUUUCUUGAGCACAUCAUCCUCUGGUGGGGCGCAUCGCCUUUAGCAUCCAGACCUCCGCAUUCCAGUCAGCAUCUUAGAGAAUGGAUAGCGCAGUUUACGCCCACAGCCGAUGUGCCUGUGUUUAUUAUUUCAACUUUGACUAGUCUUGCGGAUGGUUUAGGCGUUCAUAUAACAUCGACUUCUUGGGAUCGGAACUUCCGGUUGGCUCUGGUUGCUUCGAAAGGGUGUCACAAUGCUGGACAACUUUUCUGUGAAAUGCUACAAGAUUUGAUUUCGCUUUCGAAUCAGUGUGAAGUCACCAACGAAUGGAUUGUCGGGGCUCCUUUAGAAGAGCUACCGUUGGUUGAACAAAUUCCAGUUUUGCAUAGACUAGAUCAUUCUGUUCACACCACUAGACUAUGGGCGGCAAAUGAAACGAAGAAAUUAGCAAACAACUGGGACGUCUAUGAUUUCUUCAUGAUAACUCACUGCGACAUCGUGAACUGCCUUUCUCACCUGAACAACGUGCGUUUGGUCGAUCACACUCUGCAGAUACACAAAGGCGGUUUGCAAGUACACGUCGAAGUCUGCGCGAAAAUGCGAGAGAAGUUAGUGUCCGAGAUAAAAGCCAACAUACAAAAGCUAAAGGAUACGUCGAAGGAAUGCGUCGACUGCUUGGCCAGCGUCUGCACUACAAUUUGUUUGGCUCAUUUAAAAAUGAUAUUUCCCAAAGGGAAUUACUGGUUUAAGACCGGAAACAAGAAACCGGAAGUACAAAGUGAUUACGUCAAUAAAUAUUUAGAUCAAAUUCUGAUGCCCGUCUUGAAAGCGACCGAGGAUUACCUAAUUUGCAACAUGAUCUUGAAACUGAUUUGCGAAGCUCUCCUCGAUCAUAUCUAUUUGAACAGAAUAAAGUUUUCCGAGUUUGGAGCGUUGCAGUUGCUCACAGAUUUUGCAGGGAUUUCGCUGUGGAUCAAUGAAUCGCAAGUUGUCAGCGACCCGAUUCGUAAUAGGAUGCUUAAGAACGAGGUGCUGAGGAAGUGCGAAGGUGUUGGGAGGCUGCUUUUGAGGAAUCCGGGCGAGAAGAUUAAAAUGCACGAGAAGCAUAAGAAAAUUGAUCAUGGAAACAAUGAUGCUCAAUUGAUGCCGGCCGAAAUGUAUGUACCAAAUCAGGAGCAAUGGUUGGAAUUGAGGGCGAACAAAAGUUCACUCAACUUCUUCCUCAAUCCGCUUUGCUGCGGCGAAACUCUGUAA